Molecule: messenger RNA, 2994 nt
Organism: Symbiodinium necroappetens
Lineage: Eukaryota; Dinophyceae; Suessiales; Symbiodiniaceae
Source: the annotation of a GenBank genome assembly
GAUAUCGUCGACGUGGCGUGGAAAGAGGAGGUCCAGGAAGAUCAGGUCGUCAUCAAGGAGGGCGACCUCGAAGCUGAUUUCUUCUACAUUGUACAGGAAGGAACCUUCGAGGUCACUGUCGAAGACGAGGCCAAAGGAAAGCUGAGCAGCAAGGUUGGCAGCAUCUCGAAGGGCGGAAGCUUCGGUGAGCUUGCACUGCUCUACUUGACUCCCCGGGCGGCAACCGUGACUGCAAAGGCGCCUGGUACUCUGUGGGUGAUCGACCGAAUCAGCUUCAAGACCAUCUUGAUGAAAGUGUCUGACGACAAGAUCUCUGAGUACAUGAUGUAUCUCGAUCGGGUGAGUAUCCUCGAGGCGUUGCUAUCAGAAGAGAAGAGAGCGCUCGCCCAAGCAUUGGUGGAGAUGCAUUUCGCCAAAGGCGAAGUUAUCUUGCAGCAAGGGGAGCCGGGCAGCACAUUCUACAUUCUUUAUGAUGGCGAAGGAUCCGAAGGUAGUGGUGUCAGCAUUGCGGGUUGUUCCAAUCAGACCAGACCCUCCGUGCCAUGGGCCAUCCUUCCCACCAUGGGGCUGCUGACUGUCCCGGUCAACGAGGAGAUCAUGGGCCAAGCCACCUGGCAAGCCGUGCUGCAGCACGCACUUCGGCGCCACGAGGUCAUGGACGAAAUCAAUGCGGUCACGUCCCUGCAUCGAGCCGCAAAGCUUUAUCGCGAGGAAGAUGCUGGCCGAACCUCGUUGGACAUGGUUCAUCGCCACGCCGGCUUCUUGUGCUUGCUCGAUCUCACAGAGCACUUCGCCGCAAAAUGCCGACCACAGCAAAUUGCCAAUGCACUUUGGGCCUUCGCUGUAUUGCUCUUCCGGCAAGAGCGGAUCCUUGGCCUACUCUGCAGGUACGCAGCGGCAAGGCUUGCCAUGUUCUUGCCGCAGAACGUCUCCAACUCUGUGUGGGCACUAGGCACUGUCGGAUAUCCGCACGACGAGCUGCUGGAUCUGGUUCCAGAGCACGUAGCAGCAAACAUCCGGGACUACAGCCCCCAAGAUUUGUCUAACACCUGCUGGGCCUUUGCGCGCCUGCAGAAGCCCUGUGAUGCAAUUUUUCGUGCGAUUCUAGCUGAGUCGUUGGUCCAGCUCUGGAGAUUCCAGCCACAGAACAUGUCCAACUUGAUCUGGGCCUGUGCGACUGUUCUGUACAAGGAUGAGGCUGCAAUGCGGACCAUUGCCAGCUUCGCAGCGACUCAGGCAGCUGAGUUUGGUACCCAGGAGCUCUCAAACUUCACCUGGGGCCUGGCUACACUGGCCAUUCUAUGUGAGGAUUGGAUGGAGGAGAGUGGUGGAGAAAUGACAAAACGAUCAAGAGAUUGCGUUCCACAGGACCUCUCGAACACUUUGUGGGCAUACGGCACGCUGAAGCACAAGCGGAACGAGCACAUGCGAGCAAUCAACUGGGAGGUGAUGCGCCAGAUUGAAUGGUUCUCCCCCCAAGGGUUGUCCAAUGUGAUAUGGGGCCUGUCCGCCAUCGAGUACCGAGACAUCAAAGCUUUAGCAUGUAUCAGCGAAGAGAUCAUACGUCGCCCCAUGGACCAUCUGACACCGCCGGACAUCUCCACGUUGCUGUACAGCUUUGCUGUGCUCGCAUGGUCCCACGAAGAUGCAUUGCUGAAGCUGCGACGAGCCGUGCGAUUGAAGAUUACCCAGUUUGCCUCCCGGGACGUGGCCAAUGUUUCCUGGGCCAUGGUCACCUUAUCUCAUCGGGACGACAACAUAUUCCGCAUGCUGAUGGAGAAAGCAGAGGUGAUGAUUCCAGAGUUCACAAUCACAGGUCUGUGUAACAUUGCCUGGGCUUUCGUGCGUUUUGGCUUAAAUGUACCGCCUGGGGUCGCUCGGGGCAUCGCGCACGAGACCCUCACACGAGGAGACGAGGUCUUUGAAGAGCCUGGCGAUGCUGUUCUUCUCUCGGAUGCCGUUUGCAGCGAGUGGGGCUGCCACGUUCCGCGCGAGAUCUUCGACCAAUGCGAUGCAAUCGGGCGUCAGCCAUAUAACGAGGUUUUGGAAUUCUUUCAGGAUUUCGACAACAUCCCGUCGAUCAACUGCAGCCCAGCGGAAUCCGAGCGAUAUCAGGAGAAAGUUACGGCCUUCAAGACCAUUCAGCUUGGUCGGAGGCUAACUUGCGAGAUGUUGCGAAAGUUCGACAUGCUGGAGGAGGAUGUGGAGAUGUGCCUGCCGCUGCGACGGUUGCGCGAAGACUGGUUGCUGAAAGGUAUCCAGGCGGCGCACGAAGCGGAUCCGACGGAUGCGACCAUGAAGCACAAAACCACCUGUGCGUGGACACUUGCCAGGGCUCCUGGUGAGCAAACAGACGCCCGGGUGGUGGCAAGCGGAACAUCUAUGGACGAGCCUAUCAGGUUUGUGGCGUGUGUCGUCGAGCAUCCACGUUCCAACGACGCAGAGUUUCAAGUGUUGAACAAAGCCGCAGACCAGCUCUUGAGGAGCCCUGCUGGUGCUGCCAGUGAGGCUACAUUGCGCUUCGACGUCAGUGAGAUUCCAUGUCUUUCGUGCAUGGGAGCUCUUCGACAAUUUCAGAAGUCCUUUCCUCGCGUUCGCAUGAGAGCUUCUUUCAGCAUACGCAAGGUCAUGGAAGUCUGCGAGGAUUGUUCGCACGACAUCGAUCGGCAAUUGGUGAUACCACCGCGACAGCCGACGGACCUGCCAAAGCCCACCACGGAGGAAGUGCUGGAAAAUCGUGGCCGUGGUCGGCCUGCCGUGGCCACACCGCAGGCCCCAAAUACCCUGCAGCGCCGGCACCUGCGGCGGCCGUUGGGAAUUCCAGCUGCCAAGGAGCUGUCGGCUCCACAAGUAGAAAGGGCAAAGCCGUACCCCUCUUCUGCGCGAGUCUUCGAGCCUGAUCCGGACACGGCGGCACAGGAGGCACCGCUUUCUCGUCCCGUUUCCGUAUAUGACCAGCUAAAGCGAAGAGACUGGGCGCAGGACUUCUGCUAG